This is a messenger RNA of Cucumis sativus (cucumber), 1055 nucleotides long. Its product is annotated as transcription factor bHLH101. Gene Ontology annotation, biological process: regulation of transcription by RNA polymerase II. The coding region runs from base 83 to 715 and encodes 210 amino acids. Gene Ontology annotation, cellular component: RNA polymerase II transcription regulator complex. The record is from RefSeq and is a predicted model, not a curated record. The transcript is spliced from 3 exons. Gene Ontology annotation, molecular function: protein dimerization activity; DNA-binding transcription factor activity, RNA polymerase II-specific; RNA polymerase II transcription regulatory region sequence-specific DNA binding. NCBI's taxonomy places the organism in Eukaryota, Viridiplantae, Streptophyta, Magnoliopsida, Cucurbitales, Cucurbitaceae.
CCCGAAACACAGCCAAAAUAAAGUCUCUCUUACAAAUCACUUCAACCAGUGGACGGAUCACGACGGGAGUGGUCACGGCGUAAUGGAGCCGUUCUUUCAGUUCUCAUCAUUGCAGCCAUCUCAACAGGUCAAGCUAGAGAGCUGUCCUACCCCAUUAUCGGCUGGUGUCGUUGCUGACGAUAUCACUGACAUGGCUAAGAAACUUAAACACAAUGCUAACGAGCGCGACCGUCGAAGAAAGAUCAACUCGCUCUAUUGUUCUCUCCGUUGCUUGCUCCCUCCUACAGAUUCAAUGAAAAGAAUGAGUAAUCCAAGCACAAUAUCAAAGGCAUUGAAGUACAUUCCAGAGCUUCAACAGCAAGUGGAGGGAUUAAGGAGAAGGAAGGAAGGCCUUGUCACAAAGCUUAAUGAAGAAAAUUUAAAGCAAAUAAGAAAGAACAAUAAGGAACCAUGGAUGAGUUCGUUUUGUGCUGUGAAUUGGCUUAGUGAAACAGAAGCACUUCUUCAAAUAGCCUUAGAAGAUCAAACCCACACACAACUUCCUUUUUCACAAAUUCUCCUCUCUCUGGAAGAGGAUGGGCUUCUCCUCUUAACUGCUUCCUCUUUUCGAUCCUUUAAUGGGAGGCUCUUCCUCACCUUACUCCUUCAGGCAAAGGCUAAUACUCUUCCAAGAGUGCUGCAGGAGAUCUUGAAUAAAAAGCUCGAGCCAUUGUAGAGAAGAUUGGAUAUAUUUUUAUAUGGAUAACUUCUAUAACGAUCGACUAUUUAAAAAUAGAAAAUAAGAUAAGAAGUUUUCUCAUAAUUUUUUAGCUAUAGUUUUUCUUAAUUAUUGUAAGUAAACAUAUGGUAAUUUCAUAUUGAAAUAUGUCAUACAUUUUCAUUUAAAAAGAAAAUGUAUUUGUAGCAUUCAUAUAUUUUCUUUUUUUCAUUUUUUUUUACCUAUUGAAUGUGAUUUGUUUAAUAGGAGAGUAAAUAAACCAAAUAUAUGAACUUACAACAACUAUUAUUAGGAAAAUUAAAUGAUAGAGAUUACAUGAACAAUUUUUUGGGAUAAA